This is a messenger RNA of Closterium sp. Yama58-4, 573 nucleotides long. The record is from the annotation of a GenBank genome assembly. NCBI's taxonomy places the organism in Eukaryota, Viridiplantae, Streptophyta, Zygnematophyceae, Desmidiales, Closteriaceae.
AUGACGACGCGGAUCACGCCGGGGGUGGGCGCGAACCUCAUCGGGCAGCACGCGCAGGAGCGCAACCAAGACGCCACCGCCUAUGUCGGCAACCUCGACCCGCAGAUGUCGGAGGAGCUCAUCUGGGAGCUCUUCGUGCAGGCGGGGCCUGUCGUGAACGUGUACGUGCCCAAGGAUCGCGUGACAGGCCAGCACCAGGGCUACGGCUUUGUGGAGUUCCGCUCAGAAGAGGAUGCUGACUAUGCAGUGAAGGUGCUGAACAUGGUGAAGGUGUUUGGGCGCCCCAUGCGGGUGAACAAGGCCAGCCAGGACCGCCGCACUGUGGACGUCGGUGCCAACCUCUUCAUCGGCAACCUUGACCCCGACGUGGAUGAGAAGGUGUUAUACGACACCUUCAGCGCUUUCGGUGUCAUCGUCACCAACCCCAAGAUCAUGAGGGAUACGGAGAGUGGCAACUCCAAGGGCUUUGGGUUCAUCAGCUACGAUUCAUUUGAGGCGUCUGAUGCUGCCAUUGAGGUACCAGUCUCUCGCAUGCUGCCAUUGAGGUACCAGUCUCUCGCAUGCUGCCAUUGA